Papilio machaon (common yellow swallowtail) is the source of this 959-nucleotide messenger RNA. RefSeq names its product putative nuclease HARBI1. Lineage: Eukaryota; Metazoa; Arthropoda; Insecta; Lepidoptera; Papilionidae. The record is from RefSeq and is a predicted model, not a curated record.
UAAAAUAUAUGUACCUCUUUUCUAGGGAAAUUACUAGAAGAUCUUUAAAUAGAAGAAGAUUUAACCUUCUAAAUCUCAGUGACAUAGAGUUUAAGAAUAGGUUUCGUCUGAGUAAAUCAGCUUUUAAGUUUUUGUGUGCUAAACUCCACCAGAAAACAAGUAUAAAAUCUACCAAAAAAAUUAGCUUAGAAGAAAAGGUUUUAUGUGCUUUGUCUUUUUAUGCCACUGGAUCAUACCAACGACUGGUUGGAGGGAAAUAUUUAGGGCAAACAACUGUUAGUAAAUAUGUAAGGGAAGUAACAGAUGCCCUGACAACUCCUGGAUUAAUUAAUUAUUUUAUAAAAUUCCCAAUAACAAGAUCACAGAGGGACUUGAUAAAAAAGAAAUUUUACACCAAAUUGGCAUUUCAUAUAUUUUCUCCAAGCAGUGAAAUCGAACAUCAUUUUUACUGUAGAAAACACUUUUACUCUUUAAAUGUACAAAUGAUUUGUGAUAGCGACUGUUGCAUACUUAAUGUGAAUGCUAAGUAUGGUGGGGUACAUAGAAACAAUGAACAAGUGUGGUUAUUAGGUGAUUCUGGAUAUUCCCAAAAGCCUUGGUUGAUGACAUCUGUUACCAAUGCUGUUGAAGGGAGUCCUGAAGCAGUCUACACAACUGUUCAUGGAAAAGCACGAGUGGUCAUUGAAAAUACAUUUGGGCGACUUAAGAAUAGGUGGUGUUGUCUAAGUAAGGAUUGCACCCUCCAUUAUAAUCCUGAGAGGUGUGCUAUAAUCAUGGCAUGUUGUGUUUUACACAACCUAGCAAAUGACUUUUCGGUGCCAGAUCCACAAGAAGUUGUUGAGCAAAGUACAAAUACAUCUGAGGUAGCUCUACAAGAAUGUUAUGGAGAUGAUAUACUUCGGGGUAGAACUUUUAGAAAUGUUCUUAUUGAUAAAAUUAGUAGACUCCAUAAUAUUUAA